GGAGGGUGACCUGCGAGGAGCCCAACAGCCGCAUGCACAGCUUCACAGGCACCCUGGAGUGGAGGGGACAGACCCACUCCCUGGACAGCGAGAGGAUCCUGCUCAGGGGCUGCAGGAUCCGCAACACCCACCUCUGCUACGGCCUGGUGAUCUACGCGGGAUUUGAUUCCAAAAUUAUGAGGAACUGCGGGAAGAUCAAGCGGAAGAAAACCAAGCUGGACCGCAUGAUGGACCGGCUGGUGGUGGUGAUCUUCCUGCUGCUGUUGGUCACAUCCCUCUGCCUCGCCGUCGCCUCCGGGUUCUGGGCCAGGAUGUUCCAGGAGAAGCACAGCUACCUGGCUGCCAUCUACAGGAACACGAGCCCUGCCCAGCAGGCCUUCUUCAACUUCUGGGGCUUCACCAUCCUCCUGAGCGUCAUCAUUCCCAUGUCCAUGUACAUAACGCUGGAAUUCAUCUACCUGGUGAACAGCUUCUUUAUCAACUGGGACCUGGGGAUGUAUUACGCUGUGAAGGACAUUCCAGCCAAAGCCAGGAGCACCAGCCUCAACGACCAGCUGGGCCAGAUCGAGUACAUCUUCUCGGACAAGACGGGCACCCUGACCCAGAACAUCAUGAGCUUCAAGAAGUGCUGCGUCAGCGGCACCAUCUACGGUCCCGGCACAGGCCACGAGAACAAACAGCCACCAGGCUUGGGGCCAGCCUGGGACCACCGCGGGGAGCUGAAGGUGGAUGUGAGGCUGUUGGAAGCCGCCCAGAGGGACAGUGACCCCGUGCUGAGGGAGUUCCUGAGGCUGCUGGCGCUGUGCCACACGGUCAUGGUGGAGGAGAGGGGCGACCAGCUGAUUUACCAGGCAGCCUCACCAGAUGAGGAGGCCCUGGUGUUGGCAGCCAGGAGCUUGGGGUACGUGUUUCUGGCCAGAACCCAGGACACCAUCACCAUCAGAGAGCUGGGGAGGACCAGGACCUACCAAGUGCUGGCCAUGCUGGACUUCAACAGCGACCGCAAGAGGAUGUCUGUCCUGGUGCGAGACCCCCAGGGCAGCAUCCGGCUCUACACCAAGGGAGCCGACACCGUCAUCCUGCAGAGGCUGCGGAGCCGCGGCCCCGGCGAGGCCCUCACCGAGCGGGCCCUGGAUCUCUUUGCAGAGGAGACCCUGAGGACCCUGUGUGUGGCCAGCAAGGAGGUGAGCGAGGCCGAGUACCAGGAGUGGGGCAGGAGGCACCACGAGGCCUCUGUGCUGCUGCAGGACCGUGCCCAGGAGCUGGACAGGCUGUACGAGGAGAUGGAGCAGGACCUGCAGCUGCUCGGGGCCACAGCCAUCGAGGACAAGCUGCAGGAGGGAGUCCCUGAGACCAUCCAGCUGCUGAAACUGGGCAACAUCAAAGUGUGGGUGCUGACAGGAGACAAACAAGAGACUGCCACCAACAUCGGCUACGCCUGCAAACUGCUGACGGACGACACGGAGAUCCUGGAGGAGAAGGAGGUCAGUGAGAUCCUCCAGGCUUACUGGGCCAGCAACAACAACCUCAGUGGCAGUGGGGGAGCCCCAGGCAGCAGCCACCCAUCCCAGCAGUGCCCAGAGGCUCCGUGCCACAGGAGGAGAGCCGUCAUCGUCAGCGGGGACUUCCUGGACAAAAUCCUGCGCACGGGAGAGGUGCUGAAGGAGAAGAAGGGGUGGCCGUGGCGGUGGCUGCCCCGUGGCGGGACUGGGGUCUCCCAGGAGCAGGGCAGCCUGGUGGAGAAGGCCUUCGUGGACUUGGCCACCAGCUGCCAGGCCGUGAUCUGCUGCAGGGUGACCCCCAAGCAGAAGGCCCUCAUCGUGCAGCUGGUGAAGAAGCACAAGCAGGCCGUCACCCUGGCCAUUGGGGACGGGGCCAACGACGUCAACAUGAUCAAAACCGCCGACAUCGGGGUGGGGAUCAGCGGGCUGGAGGGGCUGCAGGCCGUGCAGUGCAGCGACUACGCCCUGGCCCAGUUCUGCCACCUGCAGCGCCUGCUGCUCGUCCACGGCCGCUGGGCCUACCUGCGCAUCUGCAAGUUCCUCCGCUUCUUCUUCUACAAGACCUUCGCUGGGCUCAUGGCCCAGGUCUGGUUCGCUUUCCACAGCGGAUUCACGGCUCAGCCCCUGUUUGAGGGCUGGUUCCUCGCACUCUACAACAUUUUCUACACUUCCUACCCCGUGCUGUCCGUGGGCCUUCUGGAGCAGGACGUGAGUGCCAAGCAGAGCCUGCAGUUCCCCGAGCUCUACGUGACGGGGCAGCAGGACGAGCUCUUCAACUACCGCGUGUUCGGGCUCACCCUCCUGCACGGGGUCGGCACUUCCCUCACCAGCUUCUACAUCGCCCGCUGGGCCUUCGAGGACCACGUUGGCAGCAAAGCUGUCGGGGACUACGAGUCCUUCUCCGUCACCGUGGCCGUGUCGGCGCUGCUCUCGGUCCUCGUGGAGAUCGUCCUGGACACCAGGUUCUGGACUGUGUUGUCCUUCCUGAUGGUCACAGCCAGCCUGCUGUUCUUCUGCCUCUUCUCCUUCCUGACCCAAAGUGUUGAUGCCUUCAGGAUAGCCCCUGCCAUCUUCUCAUUCCCAGAUGCCAGCCGGAAUGCCCUCACUGACCCCUACGUGCUGCUGGUGGUCCUGCUGUCCCUGGUGGUGAACACCAUCCCCUCACUCACCGUCCACGCGUUCCGCGCCACCACGGGCAAAACCACCAUCCAGCAGAAGAUCCACUUGAAGGCCAAGAAGGAGCCGGAGCCCUCGGUGGAGCUGAAGGCCCACAUCCCCCGGGGCUCCUUCUGCCGCCGCUCCAGCUACGCCUUCUCCCACCAGCAGGGCUAUGCUGGGCUCAUCACCAGGGGGGACAGCCUGAGAGCCAAGGCCACCCCUGGGGACAGCCUGAGGGCCAGGGCCACCCCUGGGGAUGGCCUGAGGGCCAGGGCCAUCCACAGCACCAUCCCAGAGGGGACCCCGGCCAUGUCCCCCCCCCACAGCCCCUCGGUGUAGCUGCCCUGGCUGGCACCGACCUCCCACCCUGCUGGGACAGGGGAGGAGUGUCAAAGGCGCACAG
This is a messenger RNA of Empidonax traillii (willow flycatcher), 3063 nucleotides long. It is a transcript of the gene ATP8B3, whose product is annotated as ATPase phospholipid transporting 8B3. Gene Ontology annotation, biological process: phospholipid translocation; Golgi organization. The annotation marks the transcript as partial. The transcript has 19 exons. Gene Ontology annotation, cellular component: plasma membrane. Gene Ontology annotation, molecular function: ATPase-coupled intramembrane lipid carrier activity; magnesium ion binding; ATP hydrolysis activity. Lineage: Eukaryota; Metazoa; Chordata; Aves; Passeriformes; Tyrannidae. The record is from RefSeq and is a predicted model, not a curated record.